CGCUCGCUGUCAGAACUGGAGAAGGCGAGGAACGAAACGAACUGUUCAUUGCCGUCUGUAGGCUGUGGAAACGCAAUUUCAGGUAGUUAACUGUGCGAGCCGAACCGAGACGGAUUGGACCUCGAGCCCGCAACCGAGAGGAGGAAAGAGGAGAGAAUUGACGAAGACCUUGAUAUCCAAAAUAGAGUUCAGAUUUACACAAAUAUUACACUUUAGUAGCACUGAAACACAAGGCCUGCGAAGAUGGGAGACAAGGCAGGCACCAGAGUCUUCAAGAAGUCCAGUCCCAACUGCAAGCUCACUGUAUACCUGGGAAAGAGAGACUUUGUGGAUCACCUAGACCAUGUAGAUCCAGUGGAUGGAGUGCUACUAAUAGACCCAGAGUACCUAAAAGACCGUAAAGUCUUUGUGACUCUGACCUGUGCGUUCCGGUAUGGCCGUGAGGACCUGGACGUUCUGGGUUUGUCCUUUAGGAAAGACCUCUACAUCUCCACCUUCCAGGCCUUCCCCGCCGCCACCACAGAGGAGGAGCGGAAACCACUCAGCCACCUGCAGGAGAGACUGCUGAAGAAGCUGGGACAGCACGCACACCCGUUCAACUUCACUAUCCCUCAGAACCUGCCCUGCUCAGUCACUCUACAACCAGGCCCAGAGGACACGGGGAAGGCUUGUGGAGUGGACUUUGAGGUCAGAGCCUUCUGCGCCAGGACUGUAGAGGAGAAAAUACACAAAAGGAACUCUGUGCGUCUGGUGAUCCGUAAGGUGCAGUACGCCCCUGAGAAGCCUGGUCCUCAGCCCAUGGUGGAGACGACGCGAUCCUUCCUACUGUCAGAUAGAUCCCUACAUCUAGAGGCCUCACUGGAUAAAGAGCUCUACUACCAUGGAGAGCCUAUCAGUGUGAAUGUCCAUGUCACCAACAACUCCACCAAAACAGUGAAGAGGAUGAAAAUUUCAGUGCGUCAGUAUGCCGAUAUCUGUCUGUUCAGUACGGCUCAGUACAAGUGUCCUGUUGCACAGGAGGAGGCAGAUGACCAGGUGUCCCCCAGCAGUACGUUCUGUAAGGUGUACACCCUGACUCCCAUGCUCACCAAUAACAGAGAGAAGAGAGGCCUGGCUCUGGACGGGAAGCUGAAGCACGAAGACACCAACCUGGCCUCCAGCACCAUAGUGAAAGAGGUGUCCAAUAAGGAGGUUCUGGGGAUCCUGGUGUCCUACAGAGUCAAGGUGAAACUAGUGGUGUCCCGUGGCGGCGACGUGUCGGUGGAGCUACCUUUUGUCCUGAUGCACCCCAAACCCUCAGACCAACACAUUUCCAGACCUCAAUCAGCCGUCCCAGAAACUGAUGCCCCAGUGGACGCUAACCUUAUAGAGUUUGAGACAAAUAAUUUCUCUCAGGAUGAUGACUUUGUGUUCGAGGACUUUGCCCGUCUCCGACUGAAAGGAAUGAAGGACGAUGAGGAUGACCACUUCUGCUAAUUCUCCCUGCCCCAGGACCAGGCACCCACACCUGGGGAGAGGAGCUAGGCGAGUCACUGGUCUAGUCUCAGCACCAGACAGUAGGCCCAACUCCAGAAAAGGGGUGCAGGAGCACUCAGAUAUUUUUAAAAGUCUCCCCCCUUCUCUUCAUAUUCAAAUUGCUCUCCCAUCUUCUUUCUCCUACAUUUGCGAUGGCAUUGUUAAUUUCAUCUCCUUAGUUUUGUCACUCCUUUGGUUUGAGAAACGGAGAUAAUGAGAGAGAUGGAGAUAUUUAAAGGGCGUGUCGAGUCAACUGUCUCUGUUUUAGGAAAUCAUUCUAUAUGUUUUGGGUCCAUUCGUUGAUUCAGGGUUGAUCUUAUAUGUUCUAUAGGUCCCACAAGCGGUCAGACAGACAGAUAUAUGUUUGUAAUUAAAAAACAUAUCCAAAAUCCCCAGGUUUACCUUAAAUCCCGGUUGGAGGAUUCCGGAUUUCCUGCUUAUUCCCUUCUGAUUCUGGGAUCUUCCAACCGGGAUUUCUGGAAAAUCUGGGAAUUAUUUGAAAAUGUGGGGAAUCUGGAACUUGAAUGUACAAGACUUCAUUGCUGCACAACUACUUAGAGGGAACACGAGUUGAAUAGUUUAUGCAAAUGAAUUGUUAUUACAUGGUUAUAACCUGUUAUUACACUGUUAUUACGUUAUUAUCAGUGGUGGAGUGGAGGGUAAACGCACCUAAACGCCAUUUACGCAGAUUUUUUUUUUCUCUUCCACCUUUUGCGAGAAAAUGUAUUGAAAGUAUAGGGAGCAUUUACUUUACUCACCGCGAAUGUGACCAGCAUUUACCCACCUAUUUAUUUGAUCACAACAUGACGGGUUACUGUGCUACAUGAUCAUUGCAGCUUUUCACUUAUCCUUAACACACGCUCAUUACCCAUUUUGUAAUAACUCAAUACCCAACACUCUAUCCAUUAUGGCAAAUGUGUAGAACGAUUGCAUAUCUUCACAGUUGAGGGAGGGGGUGUGUAAGUGUAGUGCACUCGCAGCGAGGAAGGGUUGUGAGUGUAGUGCACUAAGAGUACAGUGAGUGUUUUUAAGCGCAGUGCACUUACACGGAGGGUGCGAGUGUGGUGCACUCAUCGUGAAGAUACGCGGAAUCGUAUGUGCAGACAUUGUGGCCUUUUCUGUUAGGGACUACAUAGGAGACUUCCGGCAUCAAAACCUACACACACACACACACACAUAUACACACACACACACACACACACCCUACAUGCAUUGAUUGCCAUGAACACGAUAAAUAACUAUUUAUGAUUUGCCAAAAGUUUAUUAUUUGACAAAGGUCAAAUGGCAUGUCCUGGUUGCAGUUUGAUUGAACCCCACCAUCGAUAAGAUUAGGGCUCAUGCCUAGGAUGUACUGAGCUAGGAUCAGCCCCCGUUCCCGUCCAUGUAGUGUUAUUCAUUAUGAUCAACCUGGCUAAAACUGAUUCAAAAUCAGCCAAGGAGAUUUUUUUUGAUUAAUCACAAAUGUGUGUUCAAUGGCACACCUGGUGUGUGAUAAGCAGUACUGCAGUCUUCUGCAGGUCUCUCGAAUAUACUGUCGAUUCUGGAGAGAAAGUUUGAUGCAGGUUGAAGUUUUCCCCUAAUCACUGAUACACUGAUUAAAACGAUCUGACCGUGUAAUGGUAAAGGUUAGGAUUGAUGGUAGAGUUAUUUGAUCCUAGAUCUGUGGUUAAAGUGCAUCUUCUACCUCAAAUCUGCUAAAUUUAUCAUUGUCCAAUCUCUCAAACUUACCAGCAUCCAACAUUGGCCUCAAUCAUCAGAAUCACCAAUGUUGGGAGGAGUGGAAAGGGCGAUGGGAGGAAAGAGGGGAAAAGCCAGGCACGGGGGAUGGGAGGUAGGGAAAAUAAUGUCGGGAAAAGAAUUAUAUUUUUAUUGUUGUAAUAAUCGCCAGAGAUAUGUGUACUUAAAUGUUGCCAUUAUUUUUAUUUUAUUCUAAAGACAUUUUAUUUUUCAUUAUUAAAAAGUCAUAAGUGAUAUAAACUAACCUUAUGCUAA
This is a messenger RNA of Oncorhynchus tshawytscha (Chinook salmon), 3507 nucleotides long. It is a transcript of the gene arrb2b, whose product is annotated as arrestin, beta 2b. Lineage: Eukaryota; Metazoa; Chordata; Actinopteri; Salmoniformes; Salmonidae. Gene Ontology annotation, biological process: signal transduction; positive regulation of ERK1 and ERK2 cascade; G protein-coupled receptor internalization. Gene Ontology annotation, cellular component: cytoplasm. The transcript has 15 exons. Gene Ontology annotation, molecular function: angiotensin receptor binding. Bases 244 to 1476 code for a protein of 410 amino acids. The record is from RefSeq and is a predicted model, not a curated record.